Molecule: messenger RNA, 327 nt
Organism: Trypanosoma grayi
Lineage: Eukaryota; Euglenozoa; Kinetoplastea; Trypanosomatida; Trypanosomatidae
Exons: 1
Coding region: 1-327 (108 amino acids)
Source: RefSeq, a predicted model, not a curated record
AUGGGAGUAAAGUCAGCACCGUGUGACAGUGAGCCCAGAUCAUUCCUGUCGCAGGCUCACAGAAAACAAAACGGGGGCGGGUCCUCGUCGCUGAAGUCGGUAACACAGCAGCAGCAGCACAAUAAAGGGAAAGGACACGACAGCUUAAUAGCAGGGCAGCAGAGGCAACGCGUCUCCUGCAACGCAUUCAACAACAAAAAUAAGUGCUGCAGCGUCUCGCCAAGAGGCACCACGAAGGAAGGAACGUUAUUGCAACGCGGGCAUUGGCACACAGCCCCAACAUCUCUUUAUCUCUCACUCACUCAGACUCUGGUAAUGCUGGUCUAA